CAUUGCUAGUUGUCAUCCUCGACAGCUUUGAAGGGUGGUGUAGCACUUGUCAUCGUUCAGAUACUUUUAUCUAAUCUUUCCCGGCUCGGUUCAAGUUGACACUUUGUAGACACUUGACACUUUGCGACAACCUGUGCACGAUAUAUUAGUCGCGACACGUUCAUCUUUCUGACACCUGAAAUUAAGGAACUCGCAAGAUGGACCGUAUAAGAGGAUCCGUGUUAAAUUUUAACUGGGUGACAGUCGAGUUCUUCACUCAAGGAUGGGAUUAUUUCUUUCGGCUCGAGGGACUGACCCUUGUGAUUCUCUGUACUUUGGUUGGAGUUGUCGAUUAUCUCAGAGGAAAUGAGCUGUCAUGUAUGCUUACGCACUGGGCUCUUAUUGUAUUGGUACGGCGAUUCAUGGUGGGUGGUAUUUGCACCUCAGGAAAACGUGUAGAUGGAAAAACUGUUGUUAUAACAGGUUGUAAUGUUGGUAUUGGAAAAGAAACUGCCCUAGAGUUAAGUAGAAGAGGUGCAAAGAUCAUUAUGGCUUGUCGAGACACAAAAAAAGCUGAAAAGGUUGCAUUAGAAAUAGAAAGAGAAACUGGAGGGGAGGUGGUUGUUAUGAAAUUAGACCUGGCAUCCCUCACUUCUAUUAGAACAUUUGCAGGGGAAUUGAAAACCAAAGAGAAAAUGAUACACAUGCUGAUCAAUAAUGCUGGCAUAAUGAUGUGCCCAUUCAUGAAGACAGAAGAUGGGUUUGAAAUGCAGAUGGGAACCAAUCAUUUCGGCCAUUUCCUUCUGACCAACCUUCUUCUUCCCCUGCUAACUCAUUCAGAACCUGCUCGCAUUAUCACUCUUAGUUCUCUUGCACACCUCCGUGGAACCAUACCUUUUGAUGAUAUGAAUUAUGAAAAGGGCUAUGAUAGAAUUCAGGCUUAUGGAAACAGUAAGGUUGCAAAUGUUCUCUUCACUCGACAUCUUGCCAAAAAAGUGAAAGGCACUAACAUCACCGUUUUCUCUGUCCAUCCGGGAGCUGUCCAAAGUGAACUUGCACGUCAUAUUGGGGGAGACAUCUUGAAGUACUUCAUGCCCUUUUUUGUCAAGAAGACUGCAGAAGGCAUGCAAACAACUCUUUAUUGUGCCUUGGAGGCAGAGCAAGAUGAUGAGCAUUAUUAUUUCAGUGACUGCCAAGUUAGUUAUGCAUCAUCUUAUGCCAGAAGUGAUGAAACAGCUAAGAAGUUAUGGGAUCUUUCAGAGAAGAUGGUGGGACUGAGCAGUUAAUAUAUGUGACACUUUCUUAUUUAGAGUGGUUGUAAAUUUUACCUUUUCACUCUAGGAGUGUCAUAUUUCGGGUGUGUGUGUGUGAAUGUUUUUGGAUGGAAACUAUGGCCUUACUAAUGACCAAGAAAGUACAUGGAAUAAUUCUUAACCUGUAAACCAUUACUUUUAGUCAUUCCUGUGUAACAAAUUUUAUUCCAGUCCAAGACAGGUUUUAAAGAAUGUCUCCAGGACUAAAAUUUCUUUGCAGUACCCCUUUUGCCAAGCAGCACUAUUCUCAGCUAUUCAAUUGACAAUCACAUGACUUUAUUUUCCUCAUUUCAAAUGGGUGUCUGAUGACAAGGCUUUUAACUUUACCAUGUUUUGUUUUUAUUAGUUACCUGUUUUGUUUUUAUUAGUUACAUAUCUAAAAACUAAUUCCUUAGGCAUGCCAUAUUCAAACUUGGUCUUGUUAAGGGGGCCGGCCGGCUAAUGCCCUUUUUUAAGGACAGGACUUUGAUAUUCAUACCACUUAAUAAGGUGACUUGGGACAUCUCCAAACCGCAUAUGAUUUUCGCCUCUGACCUUCGGUUUUGUGACGCCAGGGCGAUUUAUCCCGAAAAUAACCAUUUUUCAAAUUCUAUCUCCUCCCUUGAUAUUUAAUAUUAAGACCUGGGAUUACUACCAUAUAUAGACCUGAUGUAGACCUCCAAUCGAAUGGAGAGUUUUUUUUCUAAAAGUCAUUUUUUUGCUAGAUAUGAAUUUUUCAAUAUGGUCAAAAAAUAAACCCUAUAAAUCAAGAGAAAAAAUUUAUAAAAAAAAUACGAAACAAAAAUUGGAAAAAAGGGCUCUAUUUGAUUGUUCUAUAAUGUCUUUCUGAGUUAUAUACCAAAUUCCAAUGUUAUAGCUUUAAAACUAAGUGAGAAGAUAGAUUUUGAAGGUCAAUGAGUAUAGUUUUGAGAUACGGGCGUUCAAAGUUUUCCUUCGUAUUUCUAUAAAGACAAUAUUAAUAAAUAAUGAUUAUUAUGAAUGUAUAUUUGUUUUUUGUGUAUUAAUAAACCAAAACUAUUUUAUUUAUCAUAAUUUAAUCAUAAAUGAUGAUCCCUUUGCUCAUAUAUCGCAGCCUGGGACACUGCUUGAGGCAAGAUGGGGCACUCCUUCCUACGCAAUUCUCUCUCUCCCCUUCACUAACUCUGCUUAUUACAGCGAAUUUUCUUCUUCUGUAUGGUAGCGAGAUGUUUUCCUUGUAUUUUCUUCCUAGGCAUGAUGAAAUUCUUGCCCGAAACAAAGAUAAACAAACGUAAUCGCAAGAGAAUGUCAAGAGGUGAAACUCGAAGGCGUACACUUUUUUUACAAAGACAAUUUAAUAAAUCAUGAUUAUUAUGAAUUUCAUAUUCCAUUUUGGGUAUUAAAAAACCAAAACUUUGUUAUUUAUCAUAAAUGAAGAUCUCUUUGCUCAAAGAUCGUAGCCUUAGGCACAGUGUGACGUGUGCUGUCAAGCAAGACGGGGGCGUAACUAAGCAACCCUCCCCUCUCUCUUCACUAACUACGCAUAUAUUAUGAUAUUCUGUAAUAAUACUUGAGCGAUUUUUCUUCGUCUGUAUGUUAGCGAGAUGUUUCCCUUGUCUUUUCCUCAUUGGCAUGAUGAAAUUCUUGCCGAAACAUACAUAAACAUACAUGAAAGCAGGCGAAUGUCAGACGUGAAAAGGAACAUGUAGACUACUUGACGUCUGUGAUCGCACUAAGUCAGGAGUGAGGACUGGACUUGGUAGCUUGAGCCUGAAGUCUCCUUCUCGACUCGGGGAAUGUCUACAGAUGCCAUUUCUCCCAAUUUCUUUGACAAUAAUUAUCAAAAUUUACGAUAAUAGAAGAAAUAUUGCAUUUUCUUGUACGGAUCAAUGUUUUAGGCUUAUUGAGUUACGUUAACUAAUUACCCUGUAACUACGAAAGUAAGAGGAAUUUUGACGAAAUAUUUCGUAUACGUAUUCUCAAUUGCCAUAUGAAGCUCCAUGAAUUUUUUCAUGACUUUGCAUUUUUCGCCCUAUACCUCCAUAUAUAGAGGUUCCGGCCGGCCCCCUUAAAAUGCACUAUUAUAAUAACUUAUGAUAACAUAUGGUCAUAUAAUGGUGACAAUAUACAUGUUCUUCAGGCAACCACAAACCAUAAGAGAUGAAUCACCUGAUGUAGUGGCAAUUUUAGUGGCCAUUUUAUUGUGUAACUAUAGACAUACUGUACUGCAUUGACUGUCUACACAUUAAAUUUAGAUUUAAAUUUAUAAAGGUGUCAAUUUUGCACAAAAAGUUUGCUUCUUAUUGCUGCUUUUUUACUCUGAAGCAUCCUGCUCUCUAACUUUAGGGCGAGUGUUCUUAGCAAACCCAGAAGUGUAACCUUCCCUCCAACAGAAAAAGAAACUACCAUAGCAGACCUUGGUUCAGUUAUUACCUUUCAGAUAAGAAAUUUAGUCAGGCACCUCAAGCCUAAAAUUUGACUGGUCUGGUGAAAAUAAUUAACUGGUAUUUUUUUUGAAAAUUUCGUGUAAUUUGAUCUAUAUUUUUAGUAGAUGAGAUCUGAUGCCAGGGAUUUCUUAGUAGUACUGAAUAUGUAAGUUAUUUAAUUUUUGGGAUAAUUAUAUGAUGAGCACAAAGUCAAGAUAUUUUUCUAAGAACAAAUAUUUGUCAAGUUAUGCGUGACUAGUAAAAUUUUAUCAGAAUAGCUGUACCUUUAAGAAAAAUUGUAUUGAUGUUAAAUGAAGUUAGUAUUGUUAUUAAAUGAAGCUAUUUUA
This is a messenger RNA of Macrobrachium nipponense, 4023 nucleotides long. Its product is annotated as retinol dehydrogenase 12-like. NCBI's taxonomy places the organism in Eukaryota, Metazoa, Arthropoda, Malacostraca, Decapoda, Palaemonidae. The record is from RefSeq and is a predicted model, not a curated record. The transcript has 7 exons. The coding region runs from base 198 to 1265 and encodes 355 amino acids.